Molecule: messenger RNA, 570 nt
Organism: Clonostachys rhizophaga
Lineage: Eukaryota; Fungi; Ascomycota; Sordariomycetes; Hypocreales; Bionectriaceae
Source: the annotation of a GenBank genome assembly
AUGCUUGUGCACGAGGACAGCCAGCAGUCCCAGGGGAGCACCAUGACGUUGAUGGAAGAGAGACAAGAGAUCAUCUACUUUGCAUACGGCUCGAACCUCUCCACUCGUCAGAUGCUCAAGCGGUGCCCAUCGUCUACACCUAUCGGCCUGGGCCACCUCCCAGGCUGGAAAUGGAUCAUCAACGAGCGAGGAUACGCCAACAUCGUCCGCGAAACACAGUCGGGUCCAAAAGCACCAGCCUCGUCUGGGGUUUUUGGUCUGUUAUACCUGCUACCGCCACUGGACGAAGACUCCCUCGAUAGGCACGAAGGGGUUCCCUGGGCAUACCAGAAAUUCAAGCUCGACAUGUCCUGGGUCAAGGACGACCAGAAGAACGCGGUGGUCGGGCAGGAUGUGACGGCAUUGGUGUACAUUGAUCAGGAGAGAGUCACCGAGAGCGCUCCAAAGGAGGAGUACAUUGCGAGAAUGCACAUCGGCAUUGAGGAUGCGAUUGAGAACUGGGGGUUGGAUGAGCAGUAUGCCGAGUUCAUGCGGCGGAAGCUGGUGGAGAAGAGCGAAAAUUCUUUAUGA